GCAUGGUUCACUCCAGCAUGGGGGCUCCAGAAAUAAGAAUGUCUAAGCCCCUGGAGGCCGAGAAGCAAGGUCUGGACUCCCCGUCAGAGCACACAGACACUGAAAGAAAUGGACCAGACACUAACCAUCAGAACCCCCAGAAUAAGACCUUGCCGUUCUCCGUGUCCCCAACUGGCCCCAGCACCAAGAUCAAGGCUGAAGACCCCAGUGGUGACUCAGCCCCAGCAGCACCCCCGGCCCCCCAGCCGGCUCAGCCGCAUCUGCCCCAGACCCAACUCAUGUUGACGGGCAGCCAGCUAGCCGGGCUCACGGCGCUGAUGCCAGCCCAGCAGCAGCUCCUCCUGCAGCAAGCGCAGGCCCAGCUCCUGGCCGCCGCUGUGCAGCAGUCCAGCGCCGCCGCCGCCGCUGCCGCCGCCUCCUCCACCUCCUCCUCCUCCUCUUCUUCCUCCUCCUCUGCCUCCUCCUCGACCUCGCAGCCCCAAGCCUCCUCCGGGGGAGGCGACCUGCCGCCACCACAGCCUGCCAGCCAGCCCCCCGGGACCCCACAGCUCACCCUGUCCCAGCCCAUCCAGCUCACAGCACAGGACAUACAGCAGCUCCUCCAGCUCCAGCAGCUGGUGCUUGUGCCGGGUCACCACCUCCAGCCACCUGCUCAGUUCCUGCUGCCGCAGGCCCAGCAGAGUCAGCCAGGCCUGCUACCGACGCCAAAUCUAUUCCAGCUACCUCAGCAAUCCCAGGGAGCUAUUCUGACCUCCCAGCCCCGGGCCGGGCUGCCCACACAGCCCCCCAAAUGCUUGGAGCCACCAUCCCACCCCGAGGAGCCCAGUGACCUGGAGGAGCUGGAGCAGUUCGCCCGCACCUUCAAGCAACGCCGCAUCAAGCUGGGCUUCACACAGGGAGAUGUGGGCCUCGCUAUGGGCAAGCUCUACGGCAACGACUUCAGCCAGACGACCAUCUCCCGCUUCGAGGCCCUCAACCUGAGCUUCAAGAACAUGUGCAAACUCAAGCCCCUCCUGGAGAAGUGGCUCAAUGAUGCAGAGACUAUGUCUGUGGACUCAAGCAUGCCCAGCCCCAACCAGCUGAGCAGCCCCAGCCUGGGUUUCGACGGACUCCCUGGCCGGAGACGCAAGAAGAGGACCAGCAUCGAGACCAACGUCCGCUUCGCCUUAGAGAAGAGUUUUCUAGCGAACCAGAAGCCUACCUCAGAGGAGAUCCUGUUGAUCGCGGAGCAGCUGCACAUGGAGAAAGAAGUCAUCCGCGUCUGGUUCUGCAACCGGCGCCAGAAGGAGAAACGCAUCAACCCCUGCAGCGCAGCCCCCAUGCUGCCCAGCCCGGGCAAGCCAGCCAGCUACAGCCCCCAUCUGGUCACAUCCCAAGGGGGCGCCGGGACCUUGCCGUUGUCCCAAGCUUCCAGCAGUCUGAGCACAACAGUUACUACCUUAUCCUCAGCUGUGGGGACGCUCCACCCCAGCCGGACAGCCGGAGGAGGUGGGGGCGGGGGUGGGGCUGUGCCCCCCCUCAAUUCCAUCCCCUCUGUCACUCCCCCGCCGCCCCCGGCCACCACCAACAGCACAAAUCCCAGCCCUCAAGGCAGCCACUCGGCUAUCGGCUUGUCGGGCCUGAACCCCAGCACGGGAAGCACAAUGGUGGGGUUGAGCUCCGGGCUGAGUCCAGCCCUCAUGAGCAACAACCCUUUGGCCACUAUCCAAGCCCUGGCCUCUGGUGGAACCCUGCCCCUUACCAGCCUUGAUGGCAGCGGGAACCUGGUGCUGGGGGCGGCCGGUGCGGCCCCGGGGAGCCCCGGCCUGGUGACCUCGCCGCUCUUCUUGAACCAUGCCGGGCUGCCCCUGCUCAGCGCCCCGCCUGGCGUGGGCCUGGUCUCCGCAGCCGCUGCGGCCGUGGCAGCCUCCAUCUCCAGCAAGUCUCCUGGCCUCUCCUCGUCGUCGUCCUCCUCCUCGUCCUCCUCCUCCUCUACUUGCAGCGAGGCGGCAGCACAGACCCCUGGAGGCCCAGGGGGCCCUGAGGCAGGGUCCAAGCCCGAGUGAGGGCCCACCAUGCCUCCCCUCCUCCUCCUCUGACCCCCACCUCGGCUUCCCGCCUGGGAAGAGGGCAAGGAGGCCAGCAGUGGGGACACAGGGGGUCCUCGAGCAGGAGUGACAAGGGAGGAAAGACCAAAAAAACCAACCAACCAAAAAAAAUUAAAUAAACCAAGAGAGAGAAGAAACCAACCAACAAAAAAGAAAACCAAAAAUAAUCACAACAGAAACCAGCUGCCCCAAAGGAACCAGAGGUGAAAAACAAACAAAACCAAAAACAAACAACCCCCCCCCACCAAGCCGAACAAACCAAAAACCACACCAAAAGUCACGAGCCAGACCUCAGCGUGCUCACCCUCACCGCUGUGACACCAAAUAAGAACCCCAGCCGCGGAGAAGCCUCCGAGGUCGGACCUCAGCUGAGCCCUGGCUGUGGGACCAACCCCAAACUUGCCUCCCCCUUGGGGGGCAACAGAGAAAGAAAAAGAGAAUGUGCCAGCCUCCCAGCCCCAGCCCAGACCGUCCCGCGAUGGGGCACAGCCCGGGGCAGUGGGCUUGGGCUCAGAACCAUCAACCAAAUGUUCUUUUCCAGAAGGUGAAAGGGCCUGAACAACUUUACACCAAAUAUUCAGUAGCUUCAUCCAAAGGAUGUACAGAAUUUUUAGCAUUGCGCUCAACAGAAUGUGUCCCUAAAAUGUGUCCCCUUGUCCCUUGGACCCCAGGCUCUCCCCACCUGGGCAGGGGGUCUCGCUUUAACCUCCUCACUCCCCCUUACCCCCAGCCAGGGGAGCGUCCAGGGGAAGGCCUGGGAUGACUUUUCACCCCUUGUACCUCCCCUUUUUCCCUUUGAAGGGUAGGCUAGGCCAUUUUGCCAAGUUCUAGCUCUCACACGCUCCACCCCCCCCUCAACCCCAUCACCCUCCUCUGCUCUGGAAUCUACCCUCCUCCCCUGCCCGUGGGAAGGUGGACAUUUCAGGCAAGAGGGGAUGAGGCGAGGGCAUUCAAGUUGUCUUUUUUUCCAUCCUUGUCUGUCGGUUUCCCUGAAAAAAAAAUUCAUAUUCCAGUGCCUAUCCGUGGGAUCCUUCCCGUCUUUGACCAGAAACCAAAAAGAGAGCUCACCUCGCUCUUCCCACCCUGUGCCCCUCUGACACUGGCAGAUGCCUCUUCCUCUCCUCCCCACACACAUGCACACACGCACGCACCCCAGUGGUGGGGUUCCUCGAGAUGGCGACCCCAUCAGGGUCCACGUGGUGGGGACAGCGCCACGGCCUGCGGGCCCGUCUGAGAGGGCACUGUGGUGGCCACCACUCCCUCCCACGAGUCUCGGCUGGACCCGUGUCUGCCCGGCCCCGUACGCAUCUCCACGGACGGAGGAGACAACCCACUGGGAGCCACUUUACCCUCCUGCUGUCGUGGAGGCCGACAAAGUUUUGAACCAAAAAAAGAAACCAAACAAACAAAAACAAAAAACCAAACAAUAAAUUAAAACUAGAAAAAAAAAGAAUUUAUAGAUAUAUAUAUAUUUAAGGGAAAGAAGAUAAGGACUCUUCAAGAAUACGAAGGAGCCGCGAGGUGGAGCCAAGUCCCUGCACCGGUGGUCCAGGCCCUUGGUCCCCAAGGCGGA
This is a messenger RNA of Talpa occidentalis (Iberian mole), 3660 nucleotides long. It is a transcript of the gene POU2F2, whose product is annotated as POU class 2 homeobox 2. The transcript is spliced from 16 exons. Gene Ontology annotation, cellular component: nucleus. The record is from RefSeq and is a predicted model, not a curated record. Lineage: Eukaryota; Metazoa; Chordata; Mammalia; Eulipotyphla; Talpidae. The coding region runs from base 3 to 2045 and encodes 680 amino acids. Gene Ontology annotation, biological process: regulation of transcription by RNA polymerase II. Gene Ontology annotation, molecular function: DNA-binding transcription factor activity, RNA polymerase II-specific; RNA polymerase II cis-regulatory region sequence-specific DNA binding.